AAUGCUGCCAUUAUGCCAUUGUCGGAAAAAGAUAAACAAGAUAUUUUAGAUUUUCACAAUAAUCAAAGAAAUUUUGUUGCCUGUGGUGGACUUUAUAAGAAAUAUGGCAUAAAGCCUGGUUGUCGUCAUGGUGUUAUCCGUUGGGAUAAAGAACUUGAGAAAACCGCUUUUCUACAUUCUUCAUAUUGCAUCUUUGCCCAUGAUAAGUGUCGCAAUACAAUAAAAUAUCCGUUUACGGGACAAAAUCUUGGUAUAUUGUAUUUUGUAGGUAAACCUAUGAAUGCUACUGCGUAUGGUAAUGUUAUAUCGUGCUUGUGGUAUGCCGAAUAUCGGGUAACAAAAAUGGCCAUGAUAGAUAGUUAUUACCAUCAGACAGAAGUAAUGGUGGGACACUUUUUGACUUCGUUGAAUGAGCGUAAUGAUCGUAUUGGUUGUACCUGUAUUAAAUUUUUUUAUGCUGAUAAGCAAAAAGAAGCAGUUAUGCUCUCCUGUAAUUAUCCCACAACAAAUAUUGCCAAAAGCACGGUAUAUAAUAGUUGUAAAAAGCCAGCUUCCAAAUGUACUACCGGUACAGAUCCAAAAUAUAAAUUUUUGUGCUCCUCGAAGGAGGUUUACGAUGUAUCGGGUAAACUAAAAUACAUACCAUAUGAUGGUGAUGGUACCGAGGUAUUCAAUAAUUGUGGCCGGCAACCAGAGCUGUUGCAUUUAGAACGCGAAGGUAAGGAAGCAGUUAAAAAGCAUGAUAAAGAUUUCGUACCAGACCCUGAGACACCGGGUGUUGAUACUCCCUCCGAGUCGGAAGUAACUACUGCCAAACCUGGAAAACCACCAAGUAAACCACCUAGCAAACCACCAAGUGAGCCACCUAGCAAACCACCGGAAAUUGAUGGAGGAAAUCCUGAAGCCGGUGGCAUUCCCGACUAUUCUGAAGAUGAAUAUGAUCCCCCUAGUAGUGGUGCUGCGGUAAAGUGGCAGAAAUCAAACCAUUUAAUGUUUCUUAUUUUCUUUACUUUUUAUUAAGUAUUUUAUCCA
Messenger RNA from Lucilia sericata (common green bottle fly), 1032 nucleotides. Its product is annotated as scoloptoxin SSD43-like. The record is from RefSeq and is a predicted model, not a curated record. NCBI's taxonomy places the organism in Eukaryota, Metazoa, Arthropoda, Insecta, Diptera, Calliphoridae. The transcript is spliced from 2 exons. The annotation marks the transcript as partial.